This is a messenger RNA of Prorocentrum cordatum, 680 nucleotides long. The record is from the annotation of a GenBank genome assembly. Lineage: Eukaryota; Dinophyceae; Prorocentrales; Prorocentraceae.
GCUACGGCCAGCCGCCCCCGCCGGGCCAUCCGCCCCCGCUGCACCACGGUGGCCCGUGCGCGCCGGUUUUCGAGCCCGCCUUCCUCUCCGGGCCGAAGCGCGGGUUCCAGCCGGUCACCGCGCACUUCUACAACGAGGAGGCUGGCCAGUACGGCACCGCCAUUCCCCCGUGGAUGGGGGGCGUCGCGCGAAAGCGGCGGCUGGAGCUGUCGCACGAGAGGGGCUUGCCACACCCGGGCAUCGCGCCGUGCUUCAUGGGCAGCCACAAGCCGCCGCCUCCACCGCCCGGGUUCGGCGCGCCCCCCGGCGGAGGCGGGCCAGGCAUCGCGGCGGCCAGAAGAGCGUUGCCGGGCGGCCCGACGCCCGCGAGCGCGGAGCCCGCCCCCGCCGCCGCCGCCGCCGAGGGCUGGCCGCUACGAUCUACGUUGCGAUCUGCUGGGCCUCGGGAGAAGCUGCGGGCCGCCCAGAGGGCAGCGCCGGCGCCGCCAGAGUGGGAGGGUGGCGGCGAGGUUGCGCCGAACACGGUGCGGUGGAUGACGCUCAACGAGUCCUCCACGAUCGUGCAGGCUGGAUUGCCCGACCUCGCCCCGGCGAUUGUGUGGGAUGCCAACCUGCAGAGCACCUUCAGCUCGUCCAAGAACAUUCUCUACGACCUGCUGGGGGAAUCCGCCGACAGCGAG